This is a messenger RNA of Plasmodium gonderi, 6453 nucleotides long. RefSeq lists its product as hypothetical. The record is from RefSeq and is a predicted model, not a curated record. The coding region runs from base 1 to 6453 and encodes 2150 amino acids. The transcript is spliced from 6 exons. Gene Ontology annotation, biological process: intracellular protein transport. Gene Ontology annotation, cellular component: early endosome. Gene Ontology annotation, molecular function: phosphatidylinositol binding. Lineage: Eukaryota; Apicomplexa; Aconoidasida; Haemosporida; Plasmodiidae.
AUGGAUGCUCAUAGUGCCUAUCAGUUUAAGGACAAUUUAAUAAUAAACAUUAUCAGGACUAACGAUGUGAAGAGACGCUUUUACAGUUACACGGAAUACGUUCUUGAGUUUAAAGCUCUGAAAAAUCAAAAGAUUUUGAAAAAGAGAUUCUCAGACUUUGUCACGUUUUACGAACAACUGAAGAAUGAGCUGCUUGAAAAGUUUAGCGAAUAUCUGGAGCAGAUCUCUGUUUUACCAUCAAAAAAAGUAUUCGGUCGUUUGAACUACAACUUUGUGGAAGAGAGGAGACAAAAACUGGAACUAUUCCUGAAGCAGAUUUCAAAUCACAAGAACGUGUAUCUAUGUGAUAAAUUUUAUGAGUUCCUAUGUUUAGAUAACAUAACAAAAUAUCUGUUUAAGUUGAUGUGUUCCGAAUUGAAUGACAUAAUAAACAUCCAAAAAUUACUAAAAAAAAUUAAUUACAUUUUGUUCAUGUCAAGAAACAAUACGUUAAAAAGUGCAGAGUGUGACAUUAUAAAUUUCCUUUUUUAUCUUAAAAAGAAUCUAAAGUUAAACAAUGAAAUUAAGUUUUUUAUUUUAAACAUUUUCCUCCACCAUUUGACGUAUACGAAGAUUCCAGAAAACUUGCUGAACGUGCCUUUGAUGAAAUUCGCCUUUGAAAUUAUUCACGAGAAUUUACAAGGGGAAACGAUAAAUGAAAUGCUUCUGAAGACCUCCUCAGAAACCAUUCUGCGAAUCGUGGAUAAGAAAAACGAUGUAUUUUUGGAAUACUUGAAAAUAUACAAUUUCAAAGAGAUAUGCACCAUUUUCAACAUAAUUAAUAAGAGAAAGGAAGUAAAAGAAGACAAAAAAAUUGAUAAUAUAACAUUUAAUAUAUACAUUUUAAUAUCGCUAUUAUUGUUAUCUUCAAUACAUUUAAAUGAAAUACAGAAUUUUUUUUCCGUAAAAAAUAAUACAAAUAAAGGAAUAGUGAUACUAGGUUAUAUGUACGAUAGUGAAAACAUAAACAUUCAAAUAAUAUGUUGCAUAAUUUUGUCACUUUUAGUUAUUAAUGAUAAGAUAAAUGAUGAGGAAGUUAUUCAUAAAACAAAAAUGUCCAUUUUAUUAAUUCAGAAGGAGAUUCAGAAUCUAAAAAAUGUGGAUUAUCAGUUGAUUGAAAUUAUAUGUAGUAAGAAAAACAUAAAUUUGUUGAAUAAUGUAUUGGUUUUACUUUUGAAAGAAAAGAAUGUUGUGCGACAGUUAUAUUUAGAUGAAGAUGAUUUCUCAAAGGAUCAUUCUAAUUUUCAAAAAUUGGAUUUAGAAGAUAUUAACCCAUUGGAAAAGGACCUUUUCUAUGAACAAAAAAUAAAAUGUUCCGAUUUUUCAAACAAUGAUAUUAUUUUACAGUUCAUUUUAUUUAUUAUAAAUAUUGGAAUUAGUGAAUUUUUUCUGUUAAAAAGAAAUUACAAACACAAAAUGAGAACAAAGGUUCUUAAUUUGAAAUUGAAAAAGAAGUUAUUACAUGAGGAGAAACUUCGCAGGAAACGUAACAGAAAAAGGCAUGAUCUCCUCAUGCUGAAAAAUGAAAUUGAAGUAGGCACAAAAAAGGUAGAUGCUGAAAUAGGUUCUAAUAGAAUACAAAACAUAGAUGCAGCGGUGAGUGGUAAGGAUAAAAACAUACACCAAGAGGAAGAAAAGAAAAAAAAAAAAAAAAAAAAAACAGAGAAUACAAAAAAUGUGUACAAUUACAACAUUGCAAGUGUAGAUGAUAUUAGUGAAUAUAAAAGAGAAUGUAUGCCAUACGGUCAUCAUAGACAAAUGGAAUCAAAGCAAAAGAGAGGAAUGACAAAGUUUGGAUCCACAUGGGAUGGGGAGGAGGAUGGUUAUCACGAGAAAGAAAUUGAUGAAUUGGAUUACGAGGAAGAGAAACAAAACAUUAGAGUUGAGGGAUAUGACAAAAACAGCGUACCCCAGGGAGAGACGGAUGAAAUGGAUGACACAGACGAUGCAGAUGAUGCAGAUGAUACAGACGAUUCAGACGAUGCAGACGAUGCAGACGAUGCAGACGAUGCAGACGAUGCUGACGAUGCAGAUGAUACAGACAAUGCAGAGGACACAUACAGUGAAGACGUAGGCAAUCGAUUCGUGCAAGAACACGAGCAGGAGAAAGAGACAGUUGAACAGAGAUCGACGAAAAAGUGGGAAGAAGCAAACGACACAGCAUCCCUAGCUAGUUCAUGCAUUUCUUCUUUAUACUCAUUUUCAAGUGAUUAUGGUAGUACAUAUAGUGAGGAGGAAGGGGAGAAGAGCACCUGUGAUGUAGAUAAAAAGUGUAGGGGUGAUUCUGACAAGAAGGGCAGUGAUGAUCCUGAUAAGAAGGGAAGUGAUCGUGUUAAGAAGACGAACUUUAGAGAGAAGCGUCCAAGUCACAUCCAUCUAGACAUGAGUACUGUAAUGAACGUUACGUAUGAAGAUGAUUUCAGUGUAGAUUCUGGAAGUAUAAAAGAUGACAUUGAAUAUUUAGAAGGAGAGCACAGUAGAAAGUGUGAAUCAGGAAGAAGAAAUAAUAAUGAGUCGGUUAUAACCCCAAAUACAUCUAGAGAAUCAAGGAGGAAUAAGGAGAGUAAUGUGAUUCCAUCGACAAUGAGAGGAGGAGUUGGAGAAGGAGGAGUGGGUGGUUCUAUUAAAAUUAUUAAGGAAGAGAUAAAGGCACUAAGAGAUAGUCGAAAAAAAUUCGUAAGAAGAAUACGUAGAAUUAAUGAACAGAUAAUGUUAAUCCUUUGUAAUGAGAACAUGGUACAUAACAUAUUUAAGUGUUCCAAUUUGGAGAAUGAGAAGAUCCGUGUGUAUGCAUGCCUCAUUCUUUCCUACGUUCCGAAUCUGAAUGAGGUGUUGUCCAGAAGGAGAAUAAUUGGUGCUGCAGGAGCAGGAGCAGCAGUAGGAGCAGUAGUAUCAACAGCAGUAUCAACAGCAGUAUCAACAGCAGUAUCAGCAGCAGGAGUAACUGGGAGAGGAGGUUACCUGAACAUGAACAGUGAAGACGGCUUUGGAGGUAGUUCAAAUAACAGCUUCAAUCGUGAGAGAAGUGGAAACAUAUCGAUGGAACAACAACAACAACAACAACAACAACAACAACAAUCAAAUGAAUUAGGAAUGCAGGAAAAAGGAGGAGAAUAUAAUGUAGAGACAUUAUCGGUGAUAAGUCCAGAUAUCAUGCUAGCGAAGAAGAACAACAAGAAUUUUAUUUGUAGUGUGGAGGGAGAUUACUAUAAUUACAUAUAUCGAUUCGACAUUUUGAAUACAUUGAUGAGACAUGUUUUUAACGAGAAUUGCUUCUACAAUCACAUUUUGUUGCAUGUGAAAAAGUUUAUUGAGGAACACAGAUACAUUCUGAAUUUAAAGAACUUUAAAAUAAAAAAGAAUGAAUAUAUUAACACUCUUUCUUUUCAAGACAUAAGGAAAAACGUGGAUUCGGGUAGUGGAAGAAGCAUUGGUAGGAUGAAUAUGAAGAAGAAGAAGAAGAAGAAAAAAAAAAAAAAAAAAAUGGAAGGGGAAGAAAAUUUCAAUCCAGUUCAGAAGACUUGCAGCAAGAGUAGGAAAAUGAAGAACUCUGUUUUAAGUGACAAGAGCGAUAGUGGAGUGGAAAACAUGAAGUGGGGAAGUACCAAAUUGAAGGGAAAAAAAAGAGAGAGUGAUGAAGAGGUACGUCCUGGUGAAAAAAACUGCAGAAGUGCAAUCGUGAAGUAUGAAAGGAGCGAAGAUGAGAAGAUGUAUCAGUGUGUACCGUAUGAAGAAUCUAAAAUAUAUGACCACAUGAACUUUGUAUUUGAAUAUGUAAAGAAUUUGAGAAAGUUUGGACUUUUAAACAACUUAAUUAUAGAGAUGUAUAAGAAUAUAGGGAAUAAAGUAAAGAAGGUAGAUGUAGAGUUCAUUUUUGAGACGUUGAAAGGGAGAGUAAAGGAAAAAAGAGAGUUAAAGAAAAGCAUCCUUAGUCUUAAAGAAGAAUAUGAAUUCGUGAAUGUAACAUAUAAUGAAUACAUAAAUUUACAAUAUGAAUCAAACAAACAAAUGGAAAUUCUAAAUAAAUUAUUGGAUGAUUUAGAAGAAAUAGAAAAGAGAAGAAAAAAAACGGUUAAAAAUUACAAAAGUGUACAUACCAAUGUUUGUAAUUAUAGAAAAAAAUUAAUCCAUAUUGAAAAAAUGAUUGAAGAAAGCCCUUCAGUUAAGAAGUGUCUUUAUGAAGAAUUAAAUAAUAUAAAAUUAAAUAUAUCACUUUAUCAGAAAGACAAAAAAAAAAUAUAUUUUUUUAUUUUAAUCUACAAAUUUUAUUUAGAUGAUUUGAAUUCAAUUCAUAAUAAAUUAAAAUGUAUGAAUACAUCUAUUCAAAAUUUAGAAUUACUUUUUAAUGAAUUUGAGAAAAAUGGAAACCUCAUUGUUAGUGAACUAACAUAUCUAAUCGCCAAUGAUUUAAUUUUAAUUCAGUUGUUAAGUGAACAUAUUAACAUAACAGUUCAUAAUGAGAACUUUACGCAUCUACUUGCACGUGCUAAUUGUAUGAACAGCUUUAAUCAUACCGUUUGUAAUGAAAAAAAAUUGCUUAUUGUUAAUAAAAAUCGUAGAGAAAUAGUGGCAGAUACAAGAAACAUCUUCCACUUUUCUCAAUCAAAUGAUUACAUGAAUAAGAGUAACUAUCGUUACUAUGAUUCUCGAGAUGGAAACGUGUUCCAUUCGUCGACAAACCGAGUUGGGAAUGUCAAUUCGGCUAGCACUUUAGGAGCCAACAUGAGGACAGCAACACAAUUUAACAAUCGAUACAGUGAUAGUGAUGUCGAUAUGGAUCCUAAUAAGGAUCGCAAUAUGGAUCCUAAUAUGGAUCCUAAUAUGGAUUCAAAUAUGGAUUCUAAUAUGGAUCCUAAUAUAGAUCCCAAUAGUGACAUCGACAGUGACUUCAAUGUGGGUGACAGAAGUGGAAUGGACAGAGGUGCUUCUCGAAAAGGAAAGAAAAGUGACACACGUGUGAGAAGUGGAUUUAUGAACCAGCGUGGCGAUGGAAAUGAUCGAAAUGGUCGAAGUGAUGGAAGUGAUGUGAUGGGAUCUUCGCACAGUGGGUUCAACAACGCUAUUGGUCGUGAUCCACGUCAGCCUCGCCAUUUAGACCAAAGUAGUUAUCUCGACCGAGGGGACGAUGGAGACACUUGUGAUCAUUACAAUAACUAUCAUGAUUUGGAAAGAUUGAACUAUUUGGAUGCUGCACAAGGUGAGGAAGGAGAAGGAGAGUGCAUUGGUUCAGCUGACAUGAACAAGAGCCCGAAUGAAAGAAAUUUCUACCCAAAAGGAAUAAGCAACCAUCGCAUGGGUUCCAACAUUGGACGUUCUGAAAACAGAUUGGUGAGAGGAAUUUCAGACACCAUGUAUGGCCACAUGGAGAAGGAAAGAUGUCGAGAGGAAUACAUGAACGGUUAUACAAACGUGUAUGGUGGUGCAAACCCUUAUGGUGGUGCAAACCGGUAUGGUGAUACAAACCGGUAUGGUGAUACAAACCGGUAUGGUGAUACAAACCCAUAUGGUGAUACAAACCCGUAUGGCGAUACAAACCCGUAUGGUGAUACUGCAAAUGGUGGAAAUUCCAUGAUGAGCGAAACUCAGAAGAGACGUGGUGGGGAUGAGAAUGAUGAGGACGAAUUUGGUGACACCGAAUUUGUGUCGAGUGACGAGGAGGACUCAGAGUUGAAAAGAAAAAUAGAUGAAUAUAACAGUUUCAAGAACAAAGAUGUUAAAGAUAUCGAACCUGAGGAAAUAAAAAUAGAAAGUCACGCACUUACCAGAGAUGUUUUCGAAGAAGUGUUAGAAGUUCUUAAAUUGCGAAAAAAACAAAUCGAGAAAUUGAUUUAUCAGCAAAAUAGUAAUCAAAUAUACAAAAACAUACACAAAUACAAUUCCUUAGUGAACGAAUGCAACAUGCAGAUUCAGAUUCACAAAAAGCAAUAUGCCAAGGUGAAAGAGCAGAUAGGUUCCAUCGACACAAACACAAUGAUCAAAAAGUCCGAGGCCAUAUACAAGUCCAUUCGGGAAUGGGACGAGAAAGUGAACCUUCUGAAUGAAGAAGUGAAAGUGGUAGAUAACGAGAAGAAGGAGAAGCAAAAGGAAAUUGCACUGGAAAAGAAAAAAGUUGACAAGAAGGAAAAGGAAAAGAACAAAAAAAAGGAAGAGUUGCGAGCUCUUGUAACAGAAAUGUAUAAACAUAAUAAUCAAAUUAAAAAACGGUUUAAGAAGGAUCAGAAGAUCACUUUGUUAAUACUUUACAAUUCGUGGUUCAUGUUUCAUUACAUAUACAUUAUAUAUCUGAAUACACUAAAGUUGAAGAAUUACCUGUCGUACAAACGAAGCAUUAGUGAGGAGUUCCAAGCCUCUGCAAAGCAAACAAUCACGAAUAUAAGCAGUUUUACCGAGCUGAUUGAUGAGGUUGAGUACUGA